CAGAUGCCUGCCCACCAGCUGGAGCUCCUGGAGCUCCAGGUGCCCCGGCGCAGAUGGAGCCCCAGCCGCCCACCUGCUGCCCCUCCCAAUACCACCAGUAACCGCAGGCUACAACAGACUCAGGCCCAAGUUGAGGAGGUGGUGGAUAUCAUGCGGGUGAAUGUGGACAAGGUUUUGGAAAGGGACCAGAAGCUUUCAGAGCUGGAUGACAGAGCGGAUGCUCUCCAAGCUGGAGCCUCCCAGUUUGAAAGCUGCGCAGCCAAGCUAAAAAACAAGUACUGGUGGAAGAACUGCAAGAUGAUGAUCAUGAUGGGUAUCAUUGGAGUUAUUGUGGUUGGAAUCAUAUUCUUGUACUUCUUUCACUGAGCCCAGCCCAUCAGUACAGAUGGAUAUGGACUUGAGGAUGAUAUGAGAGGGGAGAGGGGAAAAAAAAA
Messenger RNA from Archocentrus centrarchus (flier cichlid), 434 nucleotides. Its product is annotated as synaptobrevin-like. Bases 4 to 366 code for a protein of 120 amino acids. Gene Ontology annotation, biological process: vesicle-mediated transport. The transcript has 4 exons. Lineage: Eukaryota; Metazoa; Chordata; Actinopteri; Cichliformes; Cichlidae. The record is from RefSeq and is a predicted model, not a curated record. Gene Ontology annotation, cellular component: membrane.